Tripterygium wilfordii is the source of this 922-nucleotide messenger RNA. RefSeq lists its product as uncharacterized. Lineage: Eukaryota; Viridiplantae; Streptophyta; Magnoliopsida; Celastrales; Celastraceae. Bases 112 to 585 code for a protein of 157 amino acids. The record is from RefSeq and is a predicted model, not a curated record. The transcript has 5 exons.
AACCAACUCUCUCUCUCGGAGUCCUGGUCGUCUUGGUUGGGGGACUUGUUCUAAUUAGCUGCUAGAGACGCCCCAAGAGUCGGCAGAGACACAAGGCAAAAGAAGAGGCAAAUGGGUUUCUUCUCCUUCCUCGGCAGAGUCCUCUUCGCCUCCAUAUUUAUCCUCUCUGCUUGGCAGAUGUACAAUGAAUUUGGCGAUGAUGGUGGCCCUGCUGCAAAGGAGUUGAUUCCCAAAGUCGCUCUUGUUGAGAAACAUCUAUCCUCUACCUUGGGAAUAAAGCUGCCAACUAUUGAUGCUAGACAUUUGGCUGCAGCUAGUGUUUUUCAGAAAGGAAUUGGAGGCAUCUUAUUUGUGUUUGGCAGCUCUCUGGGCGCUUAUCUCCUGCUUCUUCACCUGGCACUUUUUACCCCUCUUCUUUACGACUUCUACAACUACAGUAGAGAACAGCCAGAAUACUUUGCACUCUUAAACGACUUCUUGCUGAACUUUGCCCUUUUUGGUGCAUUGCUCUACUUCCUAGGCAUGAAGAAUCUGAUUCCAAGGAGGCAACUCAAGAAGAAGGCGCCCAAGGCAAAAGCAGCUUAGAUGUUCUUGAGAAGCAACGAUUGAAUGUCGGAUUCUUCUUGCAUGUGUCCAAAAAUUUUAAGGUUAAGGAUGUCAAGUGUCCACUGCCCAGAAUUAUGUGGAAAUUGUAUCAAGCUUUCCAUCAGAAAAUUAGAUUGUAAUUUUCUGGUUUUAGGAAUGGCUACAUUGCUAGUUUGUUGCUGCACGGUGGGAUUGUUAUUUUUUUAGAAAAAACUAAAGAAUAGAUUGAAUACAUAAAUCUUGUACUAGGGCCACUCUGGGCGACAAUGCUGAUCAAUUUCAUAAUUUUGCGGAUCUUUUGUUGAACAUCCUUAUAUUUAUAUUUCAGUUUGUAUGA